Molecule: messenger RNA, 1717 nt
Organism: Drosophila miranda
Lineage: Eukaryota; Metazoa; Arthropoda; Insecta; Diptera; Drosophilidae
Product: CDK5RAP3-like protein
Exons: 4
Coding region: 98-1639 (513 amino acids)
Biological process (GO): regulation of cyclin-dependent protein serine/threonine kinase activity; regulation of mitotic cell cycle
Cellular component (GO): endomembrane system
Source: RefSeq, a predicted model, not a curated record
CGGUAUAUUUAGAAAAUGAGACGGUAUAUUUUAUCGAAAAGUAACAACAAAGCAGCUUGCUUGCGUGGAACAGAAACAAAUAUUAUAUCUCUGCAAAAUGAAUGAGUCUGAGAUUCCCAUUGACAUCCAUACUCUGAAGUUGCAAGACUGGCUGAUCAGCCGCAGGAUUGUGCCCAAAAAUAUUCAACAGGAGAUCAAGGAAAUUCACACCAAGAUCAGCAAUGCCCUCCAGGACAUGCCGUCUAAUGAACAGCUCAUUAAAUUAUUGUCGAAAGCGAAUAUCAACUAUUACCAUGUGAAAGAGAUAAUUGAAAUCCUCAAGCAAACGGAGAAGGAUACGAAAAGCGUAUUUGGCACCUACGGCAGUCAGCGUAUGAAGGAUUGGCAGGAGAUAUGCCGCCUGUACGAAAAGAACGCUACAUAUCUGGGCGAAACGGCUCAGAUAUUUGUGCGAAAUGUGAACUUUGAGAUACCUGGGGUGCGAAAGCAAAUGGCAAAACUGGAACAACUUACCGAUGAAAGUCUUAAAAGAGCCCAAGACAUGCACAAGCCGGAAGGUCAGCUACUGGCCGAACAUGCCGCCUUGCUGGAACAGCUGGGGGUCAAAGGAGACAAUCUACAUGCGGAGCUUAUCGAGGUUCUUGCCGGCCUGCCAGACCUCUACACUAAGUCCCUACAGGAUAUUGGCAAGAUUCAGAACGGCAUCGACAUGUAUGCCGAGAUCAGUGGGCACAAACAGUCGCUACCCAUUCUUCGGCAUCUGGUCGAGUUUGGAAACACCACUGUGUAUCAGUACAUUCACAAAGAAGCACCCCUGGCCGUUGAAGAGCCUCCCAUAAGCCUAGACCUCAGUGAAGGCAUCGCCUCCAAGGAUGGAGAGGGGGAUAACGCUGUUACCGAAAUUGACUUUGGAACGGAUGACAAUGGCGGAACAUCCUCCACCGUUUCGGCGGAAAUCAUUGACUACGGUGACUUUGGAGGUGUAGAUCUUCCGGAGACCGAUGGCGGUAACAUCGAUUGGGGCAUCGAGAGUGCCCCAGCAUCGGAUGCUGUUGAAAUCAACUUUGACAUUCCUGUCGAGGAGUAUGGGAUCGUGGUGGAGGGCACUGGCAUGGAUGGUGGCACUGCCAAGGGUGACCAAGCCUACACACUCCUAGACUCGCCCAAUUAUCGGGAUCGUUUUCUGGACGAGCUCUUUGAGCUGGAAUCGUUCCUGCGCCUGCGCCUCUAUGAGCUCAAUCAGUUGGAGUCCUCGAGCAACAUUAUGUACUCGCUUAUGGAUAGCAUUGCCACACACGAUGCUGAUAGCAUAAAGAAGAUUCUCGGUUACAUCGAGAAAAUCAUCCAGCAGACCUCCGAUGAGCAAACGCGCCAUCUAUUCCAGCUAAAGCAUUCGUCAAAGUACGCGAAUCUACUUGCCACCAAGCUCCAGCAGAUGACGAAGGCCGUGGAGAAGCUCCGAUCCACGCGCGAGGGACUCAAGCAGCGUGCCGUCGAGCUGCGGGAGCAGCGGCUGCAGCUUAAUCCCGUCCUCGAGGAACUGAUUGCCCAAACGCGUACUCUACAGACACACAUCGAGAAGGAUAUUUCGAAGCGUUAUAAGAAUCGUAUGGUUAAUCUAAUGGGAGGCGCUAACUAAACUACGGGCAGAUCUUGGGAAUUGUUAAAUGGUUAUUAAAAUAAAUAUUCAUCGAAUGUUGGGCAGAACAAAAACAAA